AUGCGUCUUUGCCGAUUUGUGUUGGUGCCGAUAGCACCUACCCUCCCUCCCGGUAUUCAUGUUCUCGCCUAUCUGCUGAUUUUCAAUACACUAAAAGGCAUCCACUUAUGCAUGGAAAGCAAUCGAGGCAUGCGUGCGCCAUACAUUUAUUUUUCCGGAAAAUUAUCUACAGAUAUAUAA
Messenger RNA from Phytomonas sp. EM1, 180 nucleotides. Lineage: Eukaryota; Euglenozoa; Kinetoplastea; Trypanosomatida; Trypanosomatidae. The record is from the annotation of a GenBank genome assembly.